CAUAUAUUUUUUUGUGCAGUUAUUGACGUUGUCAUCAUCGUCUAUGACAUAUAGUAUGUGGCAGGAAACUCCUAUUCCAAUGUACUUCAAGUUUUACAUGUUCAAUUGGACUAAUCCACACGAGUUUUAUUCAUCAUCAGGUGUAAAACCACAUUUUCAAGAAAUGGGGCCUUAUGUUUUUCGAGAAAUUGAUUAUAAAGAGAAUCAAACAUGGAAUAGCAAUGGUACCGUCACGUUUCAAAGGAAGAAAGUUUGGAUCUUUGAGGAAUCCUUGUCUAAUGGGAGUCUAACAGACGAAAUUACCAACCUAAAUCCAAUAGUCGCGACACUUGGGUUUUCUGUAAAAUAUAAAAACACAAUUAUACGUAAAUUAGCCAACGGGCUUAUGGUGCGUUUAGGUGAGAAACUAGUGUUAACUAAAAGCGUCAACGCGCUGAUAUUCGAAGGAUUCAACGACACGUUGCUGGAUAUUGCGCGAAAGAUGAAAGUAACCAAAUUACCAUAUUCUAAAUUUGGAUGGUUCUACGCGAGAAACGGUUCAGCUAGUUACGAUGGUGUAUUUAAUAUGUUAACUGGAGCAAAUAAUUUGUAUGAAAUGGGAAUACUCAAAGAGUGGAAUUAUAGUAAUCGAACGAAAAAUUAUGAAGGUUCGUGUGGUAUGAUAGAUGGAACACUUGGGGACUUCUGGCCACCAUUGCAAGAUAAUAAAACAUUAUCUUUAUUUAUCCCUGAUAUUUGCACGUCGUUGACUUUGUCAUUUGUGAAUACAACGACAGUUCAAGGUCUAACUGGAAGGAAGUAUAUUGGAGAUAAAAGUACGCUCGAUAACGGUGAAACUGUAGUCGCCAGAAAAUGUUAUUGUCCCAAUGGAGAUUGUGGACCUAGUGGAACAUUAAAUAUUUCAUCGUGCAAGUUUGGAGCACCAGCUUUUGUUAGUAUGCCGCAUUUUUAUUUAGCAGAUCCAAGUUAUAGGGACGCCAUAACGGGAAUGUUACCAGAUGAAAAGAAACACAAAUCAUCACUUGUCCUGGAGCCGACUACAGGUAUUCCACUAUUGGUUAAGGCACAAUUGCAGUUAAAUUUAUUGGUGGAACCAGUGGAUGGCAUGAGCAUGUUCGAGAAUAUAACCAAGACUUAUAUUCCGAUGCUAUGGUUUACUCAAGAGGCUAAUUUAACUGAUACAUACGCGAACAAAGUUCAGCUAUUUUUGAUUCUUCCAUCACUAGGUACUGUAACAUUUUUCGGAAUAGCAGGAAUCGGAAUUCUAAUAUUCUUCAUCGGAUUAUUCAUUUACAUACGACAAAAAUGGAGAGGAGAGGAGAGUCAAGUGCUGAUAUCCAAAUACGAUGGUGAUGUUCGAAGAAGAGAUGAUACAUAGUAAUUGCUUCCUCUUAUGUAUAUGUGGGCGUGAUUAUUAUAAGUCAGAUGCCAAAAAUCCGAUUUAGUAUUGAGCAUGCGUAUUGUUUCUUGUAUCGUAUGAGUAAAAUACAAGAAAUUGUUUGUUCUUU
Molecule: messenger RNA, 1508 nt
Organism: Pogonomyrmex barbatus (red harvester ant)
Lineage: Eukaryota; Metazoa; Arthropoda; Insecta; Hymenoptera; Formicidae
Product: protein croquemort
Cellular component (GO): cytoplasm; membrane
Molecular function (GO): scavenger receptor activity
Source: RefSeq, a predicted model, not a curated record